Molecule: messenger RNA, 1759 nt
Organism: Drosophila gunungcola (fruit fly)
Lineage: Eukaryota; Metazoa; Arthropoda; Insecta; Diptera; Drosophilidae
Source: RefSeq, a predicted model, not a curated record
AAGCAAUAAAUUAUUGAAAGUUAUCAUUUGUAAGAACUCGCCCUUGUUACAAUAAAGCUUUAAAAAUGUCGCGAAUAUUUUUCUGCGCAUGUCUUAAAUUGUUCUGAAGAAAACAGUAUAUAUAAGUACGAAAGCAUAUGCGAUUCAUUCAUAAAAUACUUAUACAGUUUUCUAACCGUGUUAAAGUAACGACAAAACUUUACAAAAUUGAAGUAAAGUAGAUUAUUGUGUCAGGUUUUUUGAAUUAAUAUUCCAAAACAACACCCAAAGUUAUUCACUUUUACGCAUUGGUGAUAGUUAGAUUGGUGACCAAAAAGAGCUGGAUUUAAAGCGGGAUGAGACCUCCUAUUGACUCGUGGAGUUACUAUAAAACAUGGCCUCCAAAGUUCAUCUUUCCUAAAAUGCGUAAUUGCAUAAUUGGAAAAUACCAAAAAUGCCGGAAAAAAGAAAACCACGUGUUUCAAUACAUAUCAAUCCGAUGCAAGUAAAGACGAUAACUUUGUUGGUGGUCACUCCGGAAGUCUAAUAUAACAACACGAAAAUGCAUUGCAGCCGCCUCUUGAUAAAGUAUAUACAACUUGAUGUAUUGGUCUUACUGGCAACCAUUAGGAUUGGAGAUGCAAAUUUUCUUGGGACCCGCAAUCGGGAAAGAAAUUUAAAUAAUAACAAUGGAGUAAAAACUGAAGACUCAUCACAUAUCGUAAAUUCCGGUGGUGUAAGAACAGUUGGGGAAGUGUUUGUACCAAAAACAUUUUCACUCAACUCACAGGAGCCAACAUGCGAACAGCUUCGCGCCAUGUGGAUAUUUUCCAAAAGGCAAUCCCGAGCUGCAGAAAUCACUAAUGAAAUACCAACAUAUCGAGAUCCCUUUACUUAUAAUGUUUGGGAGCCUCUUUUUUUGAACUCACGAAUGCUGGGAUCACUAAGGAUGAGCGCAAAGGAAAGAGCCAGAUCUCCAGUUUUUGGCCGAGUUGUUAACCGAGAGCCAAAUACGCCUCAACGUAUUCCAUUUGAACACCAUCAGAAAUUGGUUGAAUUCGGAUCAAGUGGUCCCGGUGCAAGUCAACCCCGUUAUUAUGGUGCUGAAACGCGUCCACAAACCGGGGCUUCUUCUUCAUCACGUAGGUCAAGUAAAAAUCGAUACAUGGGAGUCCCAAAUGGCACUAGAACUAAUGCAAAAGAAAGCCAAAAUGCAGUUGCCAUACAAGGCAGUUUUCAAAAGCUCAAAGAACUUAUAUGGACUGAGAGAGCUAAGGAGUUAACAGAGCAACGUAGAGACGAGGAGUUGGAAGCUCGUGCGGCGGCACUUAAAGAAAUUGCUAACGGAAGAAACAUACUCGGUUAUAAUCCUCAGGCCGGCAGCUCAACUGAUUCUUUAUUAAUGGAUGAAAAUCGAAGCCCUGACGGAAAUAGUUACCAGUACAGUGACUUAAAUCAUAUGUCAAUUUUUAAUGAUCAAAACAUUGAAAGCGAUAAAACUAAUAAAAAUGGACAUAGGACUGGUAGCAAAGCAAGCACACGACGCAUCGGCAGUUCUGCUUCUUACAAUAAAAAAGAAAGUCAAGCAAAUAAAGAAGUAAAAAGCUUAUUUCCUGGAUCUAAAGGCAUUGGUCCAGGGAAUAGAUCAGGACGCAUUAAAAUUCCCGCAACUGAGCUAUAUUCAAGCGAUUCCACCGAAAGGGAUCUUUCCGUUAUUGGUAUUCCAAGACAUACCCAAUACGAAAAUCGCAUUUUAGAGAGCGAAAUCGAUCCCUUCUAA